This is a messenger RNA of Mangifera indica (mango), 3055 nucleotides long. Its product is annotated as acetyl-coenzyme A synthetase, chloroplastic/glyoxysomal-like. NCBI's taxonomy places the organism in Eukaryota, Viridiplantae, Streptophyta, Magnoliopsida, Sapindales, Anacardiaceae. Gene Ontology annotation, molecular function: AMP binding; acetyl-CoA synthetase activity. The record is from RefSeq and is a predicted model, not a curated record. Bases 472 to 2811 code for a protein of 779 amino acids. The transcript has 18 exons.
UAUUAAUCAGCCCAUUUCAAACUCCUUGCUCUGCAACUUCAAGCAUCACCUAGUGAUCAUCGCCGCCAACCUGCAAACGAGCUCAAGCUUUUUCUUUCAUAGGCAGCUUUGACUUUAAGAGGGGAUUUUCUUUUCUUUUUCUAUUCCAUCGUACCCGAACACUCACUGUGCCAGCCUGCCUGCGUAACAGGUUGGUUUUUUAAUAUAUAUAUAAUUAUUUUAAUGAUAAUUAUGAAAUAAUAUAUAGAUAUUGAAAGAUUGGAUUUGAAGAUAAACCCUUGUUGAGUUCGGAGUUGAAACGUCAUCUCCUUCUUCUUCUCUAUAUACAUUUAAGUGUUUAUGAAGGAAAGCAACGGGUGGAAUUGGUUAAUCAGAAGCAGAUCUGUCUUCUGUUUUUUCAUUUGGUUUAUUUAUUUAUAAAAAUACAAAUUAAAAAAAAGUACCACUAAUAAUUGAUAAAACAAUAGUGUGAUGAUGGGCAGCAAUCCUGGAGUGGUUGGGAGUUACUAUAGUAGUUUCUGUUUGAACGGCCUAGUUCUAGGUCGAGGAGGAAGAGGAGCUGCUUAUAAAGCUCCAGUUUUGGUAUCAACACACCAAGUCAAACAACAAAAACAAUUUUCAUUUUCCUUCACAACACCCUUCUCUUUAUCCUCCUUGUCGUUUCUGGGUGCUGGCGGCGGUGGCGGUGGUUGCAGAAGACUAGUUGUGAUGAUGGGAUCAUCAGUUUUGAGGACAUCAAAUUACUUGAGACAUGUGGAAUCUUUGAGACGUUUCCCACCCGGGGCUGGUAAUAUUCCACAGUUGAACGCUGUAAUAUUGGGUGAAGCUCUUGCUUCUGAAGAGAAUGAUCUUAUUUAUCCUAGUGAUGAUUUCACUCGCCAGGCUUUGGUUUCGUCACCCGAGAAGUAUUUGGAAAUGUACAAUAGGUCCAUUGAGGACCCUGCUGGUUUCUGGGCCGAUAUUGCUUCCCAAUUUUAUUGGAAGCAGAAAUGGGAUCAGCAAGUUUGCUCUGAGAAUCUUGACAUCAGGAAAGGCAAUAUCAAGAUCGAGUGGUUCAAGGGCGGUAUCACCAAUAUCUGCUAUAAUUGCGUGGACAGAAACAUUGAAGCUGGAUUAGGUGACAAGAUUGCUAUUUAUUGGGAAGGCAAUGAUCCUGGUGUUGAUGACACUCUCACAUACUCCCAGUUGUUCCACCAAGUUUGCCAGCUUGCAAAUUAUCUGAAAGAUAUUGGUGUUAAUAAGGGUGAUGCUGUAAUUAUUUACUUGCCCAUGUUAAUGGAACUCCCUGUAGCUAUGCUUGCAUGUGCUCGCAUUGGUGCAGUGCACUCGGUUGUGUUUGCUGGAUUCUCUGCAGAUUCUCUUUCACAGAGAAUCAUGGACUGCAAACCAAAAGCUAUAAUUACAUGUAAUGCUUUUAAGAGAGGUCCUAAGAUCAUCCAAUUGAAGGACAUAGUCGACACCGCCCUUGUUGACUGUGCCAAAAAUGGGAUCUUUGUAGAUGUGUGCUUAACUUAUGAUAACCAGUUGGCGACGACAAGAGAAAACACUAAAUGGCAGGAAGGAAGAGAUGUAUGGUGGCAGGAUGUCAUCCCUAAAUAUCCAACUACUUGUGAAAUAGAGUGGGUUGAUGCAGAAGAUCCUCUUUUCCUGCUCUAUACUAGUGGGAGUACUGGAAAACCAAAGGGUGUUCUCCACACAACUGGAGGAUAUAUGGUAUACACUGCAACAACAUUCAAGUAUGCAUUUGAUUACAAGCCUUCUGAUGUCUACUGGUGUACUGCUGACUGUGGUUGGAUUACGGGGCACAGUUAUGUUACAUAUGGACCAUUGCUCAAUGGAGCCACAGUAGUUGUCUUUGAAGGAGCUCCAAGUUAUCCUGAUUCUGGUCGCUGUUGGGACAUUGUUGACAAAUACAAGGUGUCAAUACUCUAUACUGCACCAACUUUGGUGCGGUCUCUCAUGCGUGAAGGUGAUGAGUAUGUUACCCGCUAUUCUCGCAAAUCCUUACGGGUUCUUGGAAGUGUAGGCGAGCCUAUUAAUCCAAGUGCAUGGAGCUGGUUUUACAAUGUAGUUGGAGAUGCGAGGUGUCCUAUAUCUGACACUUGGUGGCAAACUGAAACUGGCGGCUUCAUGAUUACUCCAUUACCUGGUGCCUGGCCACAGAAACCUGGUUCUGCUACUUUUCCUUUCUUUGGGGUUCAGCCUGCCAUAGUAGAUGAGAAUGGUGUUGAGCUUGAAGGCGAGUGUAGUGGGUACCUUUGUGUGAAAAGCUCAUGGCCUGGUGCAUUUAGGACUCUUUUUGGUGAUCAUGAAAGAUACGAAACCACAUACUUUAAGCCUUUUGCUGGAUAUUAUUUUACUGGUGAUGGCUGCUGCAGGGACAAGGAUGGAUACCACUGGCUCACUGGACGGGUUGAUGAUGUUAUCAACGUUAGUGGACAUCGUAUUGGCACAGCAGAAGUGGAAUCUGCUCUAGUUUCUCAUCCCCAAUGUGCAGAAGCUGCUGUGGUUGGUGUUGAGCAUGAGGUGAAAGGACAGGGUGUAUAUGCAUUUGUUACUCUUGCAGAGGGUGUUCCUUACAGUGACGAACUCCAGAAGAGCCUUAUACUCACAGUGAGAAAGCAGAUUGGAGCAUUCGCAGCACCUGAGAGAAUUCAUUGGGCCCCUGGCCUUCCAAAAACGAGGAGUGGAAAGAUAAUGAGGAGAAUUCUGAGGAAAAUCGCUUCCAGGCAAUUAGAUGAGCUAGGCGACACCAGCACGCUUGCAGAACCAGGUGUGGUGGAUCAACUAAUUACACUCGCUGAUAGCUGACAUUUAUCAUGGAAGCUCAUCACUAGAGAUUGUUACUUUUCUUUUUCAUUGUAUUCUUCCAUUCAAGCAUCAUUUUGAACCUUCUAAUCUGAUGGAAAUAAGCUAAGAAUUCAAUAGAAAGAGAGAUAGUCUAUAGAGAAGGAUAGAAAUUAUGCCCACAGACGAAAGAAGAAGAUGAUGAUAAUGUUGUUUUUAGUAACAUUCUGAAGUCACUCUGGAAUAAUGGUAAAACUAUGGACAAAAA